CCUAAUUGCGGGAGUUGAUGAACCUUAGUUUGAGCUGUAAGUAGGCCUAGGUGAAAUAGGGGACUAGGGUCACAGAUUUUUCAAGGUCCUAAGCUUUUUAAAACAUACAUUAUGCAUUUAUGCUUAUCAUAUAUUGAUAAUUGUUGCAUGGAGCAUCACCCAGGGGUGGGGGAGAAAAACCUAACCAAAACCAGACAACUGGUAAAGGAACUGGAGGCAAGAGAAGGGGAAAUUCAAGGGAUACAACAGAAAGCAGACCAGAAACUGUUGGAGACAAAGAAGUUGACUUCUCAGUACCAGAAAGAGGCAGAAAAGUGCACUUCUGGAAUGGAAACCUGCGAGGAGGCGAGGGAGAAAGCCGAAGCGGCUCUGGAGGCGCAGCGAGGGGUUAGCUCGAUGUGGGAGCUUAGGGCUCGCCAUCAAGGCUGGAAAGAUAAAAUCUUUGAUAACUAACCUUCAAAGCGUCCAAACGGCUCUUCAAGGUGAUGAUCACGAAGCAGCAACCAUGGCUGCCUUCUGAUUCAUUUGCUUGAACCUGUAAUCAAUCACAGGGGUUUGU
This is a messenger RNA of Cuscuta campestris, 559 nucleotides long. NCBI's taxonomy places the organism in Eukaryota, Viridiplantae, Streptophyta, Magnoliopsida, Solanales, Convolvulaceae. The record is from the annotation of a GenBank genome assembly.